This is a messenger RNA of Vicugna pacos (alpaca), 1081 nucleotides long. RefSeq names its product high mobility group box 4 (gene HMGB4). Gene Ontology annotation, biological process: regulation of transcription by RNA polymerase II. NCBI's taxonomy places the organism in Eukaryota, Metazoa, Chordata, Mammalia, Artiodactyla, Camelidae. The record is from RefSeq and is a predicted model, not a curated record.
UACUACCGCUGAGGGAUGGAAAACUCCCCGAGCUGAGCAAAGCCCUCUGCCUCCAGGAGGCCAAGGAGAAACACCCCAAGGAAAGGUGCUGCUGCGUAGCUUUCUACAGGUGAAUCAUCAUCUUUCAAGAGUAGCAAAGAGUGACCUCCAAGUCUCCAACCAAUGAGAGUCCCUGUAUGUAAAUGCCUGGAGCGGCCAGCUUGGGAGUGAUGUCACAGUCCCCUCUGACCCAACAAUGCCACCACCACUCAAAAGGCUGACCCUGACCUGCAGCUCUUACAGAGAGAAAAAUUCACCGCAAGCAGAGCACCUUCUAAUCGCUCCUGGAGUGUAGGGACAAAAGUCUCUGCUGUCCAAGUUCCUGAAUCCAGGAAAAAAGAUGACCUUAUGAACAUGGGGAAAGAAAUCCAGCUAAAACCCAAGGUAAAUGUCUCUUCUUACAUCCACUUUUUGCUGAAUUACAGAAGCAAGUUCAAGGAGCAGCAGCCAAAUGCCUGUGUUGGCUUUAAAGAGUUCUCUAGGAGGUGCUCGGAACAGUGGAGGGCCAUCUCAAAGCAUGAGAAGGCCAAGUACGAAGCCCUGGCCAAGCUCGACAAAGCCCGGUACCAGGAAGAGAUGAUGAAUUACGGUGGCAGGAGGAAGAAAAGGAGAAAGCGGGACCCCCGGGCACCCAGACGGCCUCCAUCGUCCUUCCUACUCUUUUGCCACGACCACUAUGCCCAGCUCAAGAGGGAGAAUCCAAACUGGUCGGUGGUGCAGGUGGCAAAGGCCUCGGGGAAGAUGUGGUCGGCAACGACAGACAUUGACAAGCAGCCCUAUGAGCAAAGAGCGGCUCUCCUGAGAGCUAAGUACCACGAGGACCUGGGCGUCUACCGUACACAGUUCAGUGCCCGGAAGAAGGGCCUCCAAGGGUCGGCUAAGAACCAGCGCAGAGGGUUCGAACAAACUGAGUCAGACACAGCUGAUGAAUCCAAUUAAAAUAAAAAUGCCAUUCAACUGUUUUGCCUGUCCCUGGUCUCGUGUGUGGCGUUCGAGUGGCCACUACUGCCACUUUGGGAGAAAAAUGAAUGGCGUAGUGGAG